GGCAAAGCAGAGGAACAGCCAGAGGAGCCAGUUAAAUCCCCUGAACCAGAAAGUGAAGAGAGCGACUUAGAAAUUGACAACGAAGGAGUGAUUGAACCAGACAAUGAUGAUCCUCAAGAAAUGGGAGAUGAAAAUGUGGAGGUAACUGAAGAGAUGGUGGAUCAAGCUAAUGAGAAGAAGAUUGAAGCAAUAAAUGCUCUAAGUGAAGGUGAACUUCAGAAGGCUGUCGACUUGUUCACAGAUGCUAUCAAGCUGAAUCCUUGUUUGGCCAUCUUGUAUGCCAAGAGGGCGAGUGUUUUUGUGAAACUACAGAAGCCAAAUGCCGCCAUUAGAGAUUGUGACAGAGCCAUCAAGAUUAAUCCUGACUCGGCACAGACCUACAAGUGGAGGGGGAAAGCACACAGACUUCUGGGUCACUGGGAGGAGGCUGCUCAUGAUCUUGCAUUGGCUUGUAAACUGGAUUAUGAUGAAGAUGCUAGUGCCAUGCUGAAGGAGGUGCAACCAAGAGCUCAGAAAAUUGCUGAACAUCGCCGAAAAUACGAGCGGAAGCGUGAAGAAAAGGAAAUCAAGGAAAGAAUGAAAAGAGUGAAGAAGGCACGGGAGGAGCAUGAGAAAGCACAAAGGGAGGAAGAAGCAAGACGACAGGCAGGAGGAGCUCAGUUUGGUGGUUUCCCUGGUGGCUUCCCAGGUGGAUUUCCCGGGGCUAUGCCUGGAGGUAUGCCAGGAAUGGCGGGUAUGCCAGGUCUCAAUGAGAUUCUCAGUGAUCCUGAAGUCCUUGCGGCCAUGCAGGAUCCAGAAGUUAUGGCUGCGUUCCAAGAUGUUGCCCAGAACCCAGCAAAUAUGUCCAAGUACCAGAACAAUCCCAAGGUCAUGAAUCUCAUCGGUAAAUUGUCUGCCAAAUUUGGCAGUAAACCAUAAUAUCCCUGGUCCUUAAAAAUCAUAUCUGAAUGGGAAGGAUUGGAUUUGGCUAACCAGUGUUGCAAUAAAACAAACCAUUGUACCUCUGAUCUUCUUAAGAGAAAUAGGGUGUUCUAAGGAGAACUCUGGCCCAAGUGUUGACUUUAUUUAGUGAUUGGUUUAUAGCACUCAAAUUAUAUUCAGGUGACGUAGUUGAAACCAUCCCUUCUUGUCCAAGAGUUGCAACCUUUUAUUAUAAGUAUUACAGACAGUUUCCUUUAAAUGAACACUCCUGUAAGAAAUCAUAGUAUUUCAGGAGUGUAAGAUAAAAACCUGUU
Molecule: messenger RNA, 1235 nt
Organism: Tauraco erythrolophus (red-crested turaco)
Lineage: Eukaryota; Metazoa; Chordata; Aves; Musophagiformes; Musophagidae
Source: RefSeq, a predicted model, not a curated record